This is a messenger RNA of Lineus longissimus, 1321 nucleotides long. RefSeq names its product 5-demethoxyubiquinone hydroxylase, mitochondrial-like. Gene Ontology annotation, molecular function: 3-demethoxyubiquinol 3-hydroxylase activity. The transcript has 7 exons. Gene Ontology annotation, biological process: regulation of reactive oxygen species metabolic process; regulation of gene expression; ubiquinone biosynthetic process. Bases 132 to 719 code for a protein of 195 amino acids. NCBI's taxonomy places the organism in Eukaryota, Metazoa, Nemertea, Pilidiophora, Heteronemertea, Lineidae. Gene Ontology annotation, cellular component: mitochondrial inner membrane; nucleus. The record is from RefSeq and is a predicted model, not a curated record.
UUAGUUAACAGUUUUGGUACUUCUGAGUAGCAGCCGACGAAAUUGCGCAACGGCUGGUGAAAGGUUACAAAACUUCAGAUUACUGGAGUAUCAUUCACAUAUGAUUUGAUUUCAGUUGAAUUGGAAUCGUCAUGGCUCGCUGUUUAUUCACAAGAUCAUACUGUCGACUCUUGAGCUCCAAUGCACGAGAGAGGAAAACUAAGGUAAUGCUUGAUAGGAUGAUCCGUGUGGACCAUGCUGGGGAGUUUGGAGCCAACAGAAUCUAUGAGGGCCAGAUGGCUGUCCUGGGAAAGACUGAAGUGGGGCCAGUUAUUCAGAAAAUGUGGGAUCAAGAAAAGGUGCAUCUGAAGAAAUUUGAAGAGUUGAUUCCACAAACAAGAACAAGGCCUACUGCUAUGCUGCCACUAUGGAACAUUGCUGGCUUCGCUUUGGGGGCCAGCACUGCGUUAUUGGGUAAAGAGGGUGCCAUGGCGUGUACUGUGGCUGUUGAGGAUGUCAUAGGCAAUCAUUAUACCAGUCAAAUCAGGGAACUUGUAGAGGAUGAUCCAGAAAGACAUAAAGAACUGUUAGAGACGAUAAAACAAUUCAGAGAUGAGGAAUUGGAACAUUUAGAUACUGGAAUAGAGCAUGAUGCAGAACAGGCACCUUUCUACAAAGCUCUGACACAAGUUAUUAAAGUUGGUUGCCAUGGUGCCAUCUGGAUUUCAGAACGAAUAUGAUGUAUGCACCUUUAUUGCGGAGGAAUCAAUUUGUUCUCGGUAAAAGUGUGAACUGAAGGAUCUCAAGCUCAUUAAUAAUGACUUUAUUGGACUGAAGAAACAUGUGCUUUGUUAAGUUUUAAACUAUGCACGCGCAACAACAGACUUUCUUGGACUAAAGGUACAAAUGUGCCUUGUAAUGAUAUGUUUCAAACUAUGAGCAACAGAAGUUUCCAUCUACCACUGUUGGUCGUAUAUCAAUCCUUGAAAGGAGGAGACUUGAUGUUCACCAGGUCGGCAUGAAUUUUCCUGGAGUACGUGUUCCGAUUUGAUUGCGUAUAGAACAACAUGAUUUGUCUCUGUGCUUUCAAAUUGAGUACCACGUGAGAGCGUUAAGACAAUAAGAUGAACAGUUGCGGAAUGUUGAAUAAUGUGAAUGCUAGCUAAAGCAGUAAAGGAGAUGUCUGCUGUCCUUGUAAGAGCUAAAAGGCUGAUUUGCAUAGCAGUUUGCAACAGUUGGCAAAGCUGGUAACUAGCAAUCAGACAUUAGUGCCAAAAGGAGAUGAGUUGGCUCUAUUUGUUUAAAACAUGUAUUAACAUUCAAAUAACAAUAACAAAAUGCA